Messenger RNA from Dufourea novaeangliae, 3620 nucleotides. RefSeq lists its product as uncharacterized. Lineage: Eukaryota; Metazoa; Arthropoda; Insecta; Hymenoptera; Halictidae. Gene Ontology annotation, cellular component: external side of plasma membrane; signaling receptor complex. Gene Ontology annotation, molecular function: signaling receptor activity. The coding region runs from base 1 to 3612 and encodes 1203 amino acids. The record is from RefSeq and is a predicted model, not a curated record. Gene Ontology annotation, biological process: nervous system development. The transcript is spliced from 17 exons.
AUGUUUUAUCAUGAUCUGAUGGGCAGAGUCAUGUCACGUGUCGUCGGGACGCUUCUAGCGCGCUCGACGCUUUUGACGAGCGUCGCCGCGGCGCUCGUCGUCCUGUCAUGCUGCUGCAGGUGCACCCGCGCAAGCGAGUUCCCCGAGCGGGAGUGCUGCGAUCUGAUAUUCCCGAUCCCCGAACCGACCGGACGAUCCACGUCCGCGCCUACACCUACUGGAAGAAGCGGAUCCGACAUCAAAGUACCGGUCGCCAUACUGAAUUGUCUCUACGCGCGUCAAUUGUGCUUCGAGGAUCCAUCUUGCAGUGCGAUUCUAGAAAUUAUACCGAGGGUUUGCGGUCCGGAAAUAGUGGCUUGUUCGACGGUGACAGUGACAAAGUGUCAAGCGGCCCUGCACACACUGCAAGCUUUCCCUUUCUUCCGCCCCACGUGCCUCUGCAGGGAGCCAAACGUAGAUCCGGAUUGCAACAGCUUCCAGAACUUCCUCUUCGACCAUCCCUGCAUCUACGUCUUAAAGAAGGACAAGGACCCGUACCCCAUCGACGCGCUGCCGACCUGCAACCACGCGCUGAGCGUUUGUUUACGCGGGAAACCGUGCAGCCAGAUAUUCGAGGACUUCAAAAGCAACUGCAAAGCGCGGGAGGGCAAAUGCCGUAUGGAGAGCCGAAGCGCCUGUCACGAUUCCUGGACGCAGCUUCGACUGUCGCCGAUGUUCGGUUGCAUAUGCCCGAACAAUCACAUGAAGAGGCGUUGCGACCGGAUCUUCUCGAUGGUGAAUCACAAUCCGUGCGUUGAGUUCCUGCCCUCCUCCACCUCCGUAGACCUGUCGGGCACGGACUCGGCCCUGUAUCCGUUCGACCCGCAGCAGGAGAGCUACCAGGAGCUCUGGUUACCGCCGACCAGUAUGUACCCCUAUUUUCUGUUCCCCGGGGCCGCGCGCACCUCGUACUACGACCACGAGAGCACGUACGACGUCCAGGAGCCGGGGGGACAGAGGCGUCAGCACGGGCAUCGUCAUCAGCACGGCCGUCAUCAGGAAGCACCGGAGUUGCCUGGCAGGCCCGGUGUCCUCGUGAUCGAGGGGUACGAUCCUCGUGCCGAUCACGAGGACCGGCAGGAGGCUCGUGCUGGUGCCGAGAAUGAGCAUCGGCCUGUUUACAGGGAGAAAGAUACGGAUGAUCGAUCCAUGGAGGGACCUGGAGGCUUCUAUGAUCGCGGCUCUUCUUCUUCAUCUUCUUCCUCUUUCUCUUCUUCUUCUUCUUCCUCUUCUUCUUCUUCUUCUUCUUCUUCCACGUUGUCCAAGCAUGAUCGUGCCUUCAGCACAGUGCACCUGCAGCCAAGGCACUCCCAAAGCGAGCAUGACGCGCACCUGCACCAUCAUCACCAUCACCAGCACCACAACCAGCACCACCACCCCGCACAACCUGCACCACCGUCAGUCGCGACGUCGUCUUCGUCUUCGUCGUCCUCGUCGUCCUCGUCGUCUUCUUCUUCGUCGUUGUCAUCGUCGUCGUCGUCGUCGUCGUCGUCGUUUCCGAGUUAUCCGCUGGCUCGUCCAACGCCUACCGUGGACGAGACGAAACGUAUCGAGCGGCCUGACCUGGUGCACCGGAAGAAAUUCGCACCAAGGCCCACCUACGAGCACCGGGCGAUCUUCGAUCGCGCCGACGACGACCUCGAUGACCUCGAGUUCAGGAUCGACGCGCUGCCAGUCGACCGGCUCUUCGAUCUCCGCGAGGCCUUCGAAGGGUUCGUCGACCAAGUAAAGGUCAUCUCGCAUUCGGACAACUCAACCAGCUUCGAGCUGAUCGAGUCGCAGGUGGAGAACCCGCUGAUCGACGCCGGUCACCAGGACCUGCUCGCCAUGAAGGAGAUCCCGAUCCCCGGGGGCACUCACCACAAAACGCAUCACAAGAAGAAUCAAACGGACGAUCACGAUCAGACGUCAGUAGUAUUGCCAUCUGCCUCGUCAGAUCUGGACAAAAUACAGCAGCCAGUGAAAGUCAUCCUCUCCAGCACGUGUCACCACGCUUACACCGCCUGCAAGAACGAUCCAGACUGCAAGGUCCUCUUAGAGCCGGUCCUGAAUCACUGCGAUUUAACGAGCUGCGCAAGGAACGAGUGCAUGGACGCUCUGCAGAACUUCUACAAGUCCGCCAACCACAAGCACUCCGUGGAGAUUGCGUUCUGUCUGUGCAGGAAGACAGAUGGCAAGAAGGACGAGUGCAUGGUGGCGCAGGAGAAAAUGCAUCCUGCGUGUGCGCAACGAGUCGAAGGCUCGUUGGAGAUGCCAACGUGCCACAGCUUGGCGGAGGCCUGCAAGGAAAACAGGGGCUGCAGAAUGAAGUUGGAGUACUACGAGCAAAGUUGCGCGGUGGACAGCGUGACGAAGAAAUGUGCGGGUCCGCCAGCCGAGUGUAGAAAAGCGAUGCUGGGAAUCCUCGGGACCGAGCUACGAUACAACUGCGCCUGCAAGGGCCCCGAUCUCACGCAAAUAUACGAUUGCCUCGGCUGGCAGAGACUUCUCUGGGUGAAUCCAUGUGUUGUCGAGUCCCAGAAGGACUAUCACGCACGCCGGAAACACCAUCAUUAUCCGCGAACAACGACGACGACCGUCUUAUCGACGACCAGGUCGCCGGUCAGCGUGACGACCGCCACCGCGGUGGUCGAACAAGUAGAAGAUAAUCAAAUACCGGAAGUGACGAAGUGGUCGACCACCGAACCCACGGAAACUUGGGAAAUCACUACGACUACGACGAGUACGACGACCACCACCACCACCACCACGAGCACCACGCCGAGCACCACCACGACCACCACCACGCCACCCCGCUUCUGCGUGGUUCAAAGGCUGAGGCAGAGUCACCAAUACAUAAGGGAGGGCAAAGGCAAGAGGCUCUAUCGCGACGACGAGCCGGAAUGCUCGGAACUCUGCCAGUGCAGCGAGGGUGAAGUUUUGAUCUGCAACACGAUCUGCGUGGAUUCGUCGCCCUGCCAGACGGACUUUGCCUUCUACAAUCACGAGGCACCGGCGUAUCAGGCGCAUCGCGGACCCUGCCUCUGUUACAGCGGUCGUUUCAUAUGCAUGCGGCCUUUACCCGAUGCUUACUCUAUACCGCACGGGGUUUUCAUGUUCCUGGGAUACAGCGAAAAGGACGAGAGCUUAUUGCGACAGCACAAUAAUGUCACAGUCCUGGACGCGAUCUCGUCCCUCGAUAACUUUAUGAGAGAAGAAGUUAAUAAUCAGACAGUGUGCACGCUCUUCUUGUACAACGCGACCCGAGAGAACGUGAUUGCAGUGGCGCGUCUCGGGACUGACAAUCCGCCCCUAAAUAGCAGCCAGGCUCAAAGUCUCCAGCAACUUCUGCGCGUCAAGGAGGAGUGCGCCUCGAUGCUGCAGGAUCUCAGCGACAAAAUCAACAACAAGCACCACGACGUCCACACGCAUCCCCUGCUCUCGAUCUUCAAGAUGGCCGAGGUCGAGGUCAAGUUACCGUACAGCAACGAGGUCGGAGGUCUCUCGAGGUCGUCGAGCGCCCUACUCGUAGCGAUCCUCCUGCUCCUCAGCCUGCUUCGAUCGACGACGUCUACGUGCCUGGUCGCCUCGUGACACGGGCC